UCCUUAACCUCCACUCCAUCCUCAGUGUUUAGCGGUCCCACUUCUUCUUUCUUUGUUUUCUUCUUAUUUAUAUGGCUAUAGAUAGUUUCUGAGUUAAUUUUGCUUUGAGUUUUGGGUUCAUUGGAACCUCAAAGUGAUGUUCACCGACAGGGAAGCUUGUGGAAAUAGAAACCAAAGGAGAAGUUCUCCUGAAGCCCCCUGAAUGUAAACCACUGACCCUACUUUGCUUUACUCCCAGCUGUCUGCUCUCACCAACAAUUAAUUUUAAAAAAGCGUGUUCCUCAAUAGCGUCUGGUAACCACUGCAUUAAUACAAACAUAACAUGCGCAGGAAUCUGAGUAAUUAGAACUUGGUCACCUUUUGCCUUAAAUAGGUCGAAGGUUUUAGCACGUGAUCUGAAAUAUUACCAAACCACAGAUUGCGUUUUCUGUUACUAAGAAAGUUAAUACAUUGCAGGGUAGAAUGAAACUGUAUUGACUAAUAACCUGCUCAUAACACGGGGUCUGUGUGUGCAUCGGUUAAUUGAACUUCUGCAGAGGUUUUCUGUUGUGAACAUAUACUGUGCUCACUGUGGGCAGAUAAUGAUCUCAUUGAACUAGUGGAAAUCCAGAGUAACUUCACUGGGCCAGAUUCUAAUCUCACUUGGCACUACUGUAAUUCUGGAGUAACAACGGGGUGAAUUCUGAUCUCAGUUACACCAGCAGGCGUAAUGCCAAUAACAUCAGUGGGUCAAAUUCUGUGCUGAUUUAAAAUCUUCUGCCUCCCUAGUGGGCCAGAUUCUGCUCUCGGUUUCACAAGUGUAAAACUGGAGUAACUCCAGUUAUUUCAGCGGGCUUUCUCCGGAUUGACACUCGUGUCUGUGAGAUUGGAACGUGGCCUAUCAUCCACUCUUGAAAUCACAAUAUGGCCCAUGGAUGGCACUUCACUUUGUCCUCUAAUUUAUUUGGAAGUGUAUUUAAAAAUGAAGUAUUUUGUAUCACUUUUAACUUCUGAGGGGGGCGGUGUGUAUGUGUGUGUGCGUAUCGGUGUCUGUGUGGGGCAGUGAAGUAACACAGCUACGUGCACAAACACACACACACACAAACACCCCUCAAAUUACCCUGAGCUAAGCUUAUACAUAAUCAAAAGUAGAUUUUCACUUCAGAAAACAAACAACCAAACACCUCGCACACUAAAAAGAAAUCCAGAUACCGCUUGAGGAAAGAGUUAAGGGGGAAAAGGGAAGAUGGGUCUGAACUCUAAGACCAGUUUACAUUGCUGGAGACAUUUAAAGGGAUCUUAGUUGUAAAUGAGAAUCUCUCAUGCAGUGUAAAGUGGCUGCAUAGAAAUGAGUUCAAACAUAAUUUACACCCAUUUGUAGAGUGGUAUAAAGGGGUCUGAGUGUAAAUGUAAAUCAGCCCCUCCCCCUCUCCCCCCAAACAAGGUCCUGGAUAUUCACAUCCAUAUUUUUGGAUUGGUCCAUUAUAGAUUCUAGGGACCAACUGUAAAAUUUGGAUCUGGAGUCAGAGCUCCUCAGAGUUCAGGAUUUUCCUCCUCCAUGCACAGAAAUACGAUUAGCUAGUUGCCUUAUAGAUGCUGUAAGGGUGUAACUUUUGCACAGAAUCUAACAAAUUUAUUUGAGCAUAAGCUUUCGUGAGCUACAGCAUCCGAUGAAGUGAGCUGUAGCUCACGAAAGCUUAUGCUCAAAUAAAUUUGUUAGUCUCUAAGGUGCCACAAGUCCUCCUUUUCUUUUUGCGAAUACAGACUAACACGGCUGCUACUCUGAAACCUGGCAUAGAUUCUGUAUAUCGUAACACUAGGAAGAGGAAGCUAUUAGGGACAAAUGGUGAUUUCCUUCUGCCUACACUGACUCCGGACAUGAGCAGCACCAAAAGAAUGUCUCAUUCCAGAAAGGAGCAGUUUCUGGAGGGUGGAGUAUUAACAAAAAUAACAGCAUGAGUGCAAAUGAGAGGACGAGAGAUGGGGGUGUCACCUUUCUCAGAAGCAUCUGGCCCUGCCCUCUCCCAGAGAUGGUAUACUGGACUAGAAGGAGCUGUGUUCUGAGCUGGGAUGGCAGCUCCUACUCUGAGAGCAGAAUCUGGUCAGGAGCCAUGCCGGACUUCGAGCUGGAGAGCAACUUAUUUGAUGCCAGUGCACCCUGGGAAAUGCUGGUUGCAUUAAAUGCAUGACCACAACUAAUCUAUUGUUCUUGCUGAUAUUAAGCUGUUUCCAUUUGCCUUUGUGGACGCUGAUUGCGCGAUACAUAGGGAUCUGUGGGUGAUGGGGGUCAGUGCUGCUAAGAAGAUGUCACCAGAGACAAAUAACACCUGGGUAGAUCUGAAGCGUUGCUGGCUGGAGAUAUAAAUAACAGGUGGAGUUUAGGUUCUGUGGGUACAAGAUGGAAACUCUCAUAUUUCUGGCCCAGCAGAGACUUCUUCCUUAACUAUCAAGGGCCAGAUCUUGCCUCAGAUUAGAACUUCCAAUGACUGCCUCUUCUGACUAUACCAGACCUAGCCCCACCUCUAGGCUACUGCUACAGGAUUCCCUCUCUCUAGUCCAAUUCCUACGCCCCGCUGAUCCACAUUCAGCUCCCAUCUCGAACUCUGUCUUGCUUCUCCCCAUGCCACCUGCCGUAUUCCAAAUAGUGGCGAGGUGGAAUCUCAGGCAAGCUCCCACCUCAGAGCAAACCAAUUCAGGAUUGAAAGGGUUAAGCAAACCUGCUGGAAUAUACAUGUUUCAGGGUCAGUUCAUGUUUCAGGGGUCAGGAGGGGUUGUUUGUUAUUCUUUCUGGCCUGGCUCCCUUGGCCUGGCUGGGGAUCAGACUCACUCUGAAUGCCUGGGCUCCACCGGACAACUGGAUUUUGUUAUGACCAUCCAAAUUCUUUUCACAGGGCCCCUUUAUGCCAGGCAACUGGACUGAAAAUGAUGGAGAGAAAGCAAUCUCCUCUCACCCAUGCAGGGGAUGGGGCUGCACAGUGAAAAAGCCAUGUGGUGAUCUUUGACUCAUUUAACAAAAGGAAUCCCGUCAUAUACAACGCCCCAUAAUUCCUGUUGCCAACACGAUCCACUGUGAUGCUGUAAUUACGGCCAGAGAGUUUAUGACAGAUUCUACCACCUAUACCAGUGCGGAACUCCACCACUGCCCACCUGUAGUCCAUGGGCAGGAACAACAACUGUAGCCAAGCCCCUCCACACCACUCCCAGAGAACACCCUGAGUGAGGUUCCCAGCAGCAGCAUACUGUGGCAGUGUCUGACGCCAUGGAAAGCUUCAUGGCACCGCUGAGCACCCUCAGUGGGCUGGGGCUUCAGCAGGGCAAGAAUAAGCUGCUACGCAGCAAGACGAGCGGGCCCUCGCGGCGCAAGCGGGAGUUCAUGCCCGACGAGAAGAAGGACACUAUGUACUGGGAGAAGAGACGCAAGAACAACGAGGCGGCCAAACGCUCCCGGGAAAAGAGACGACUCAAUGACUUUGCCAUGGAGAGCCAGUUGUCGGCUCUCAGUGAAGAGAACGCCCUCCUCAGGGCCGAGCUACUGGCCUUGAAGCUGCACUUUGGUCUCAUCAGCCCGGAUGUCUACGCCCACCAGGUCAGCUCCAUCCAGGAUUUCCUGGGGAUUUAUGUCAGAGGGCACAAAGCAGCCGCCCCUUUCCUCGAGGUGGAGCCCCUGACCCGGGACGGCUGCUUCAGGACAAACGGCAUUGUGCCUCACAGGGUGGAGCCCACUGAGUUUGCUUACAAAGGCCUCUCCCCGCCCAGAAAUCUCCAGAGCUCUGACCCAAAGCAGACCCCACUGGGCACCCAGUAUGAUCUGAACCCUCACCAGCCAAAGAGGCUCGAAUCAGCCUUCAGAUCCACCCUCUGCCCCCCUUACCGCAAUUACCACUUUCUGGAGAAAUACACUUGCCGGUUCCCUUUGCUGGACAAUGCCCAUUUCUUGGCCACUUCUCCCAGCAUGGCUGAGGCAGGGCAGCCAGGUGCCAAAAGCACCUUAGAUGAAGAUGAUGAGCAGCAAGUGCCCAAAAUAUCCCCUCUUCCCCAUGGCAGCCAGCUGUGCCCUGCAGAGGACCCUUCUAGGGGCCGGAGCUAUUCUGCCCUGCCUCACAAACUCAGAAUUAAGACUAAAGCCCUCAGCAGCUGGGAGGAGAGCGGCUCCGACUCCCGUUGAGAUUGCAGAGAAGACCCCCCUCCACUAUGGGCUGGGAAGAAGGGAGCGAGUGGGGGAUAAUUAUCUUAUGCACUGAAGAGGGAAAGUAGUUUGUUUUGCGUUGAACACGUGAGAUAUGGGUGCGAGCAGGGCCUGACGGGGGCUGGUAUGUGUCUGGUGUGGUAGUACUUCCCCCAAAACUCCACAUGCCAUGUUCCAGUGAGACCCACAGAAUCGCUCUGUGUACGACAGGGGGCGUAGGGUUUCACUCUGUUGCUUUGCUCAUGCCUGGAGCCAAAAGGCAGGGCCUGGGGUAGGCGGGGGAGAGGAGGGCUGAGGCUGGGGAAGGCUGAGGUUACGGGCAUGGUGAGCAACGUCUGAUCCUCCGGAAGCACUACACCCCUACUACAGUCGCUCGGUGUAGCAGCCAUUUUCACUCCUCUUGCUUCAUGGCCACUUUCUUCCCCGCAGGAUGGGGCUAUUAAAGCUUUAUUCAUGUUUCCUGUUUGAAACAGCAAAUGAACAGAGACAGCAUCAACGAUGCCGACCUCAACAUGCCUGGUGCAGGCUCAGGACACAUGUGGGCGUCAGAGAGAGGUAGCGGACUAUCUAAGAUGCAUGCUAUUCAAUCACGUUUCAUCUGUAGUCCCAUUAUCCUUGCAGUCCUCUAACUAGUGGGGCUAUUUGUGUGUGUGAGGGUGGGAACUGGGAUCGCAAACCAGUUGGGUGAGAAGAAACCAGUUGGGUGGUUUGUAUUGAACGGAUUCAAUUAUCCUUUAAGCCAUUCCUUAAUGGCUCAGACUCUGUCUUACCUUGAAUACCUUCAGUGCUCAUGAUUCCAGAGCUCCCCAAUCUAGCCACAUUAGAACAUGCUUCUGCUGUAAUUUGCAGAGCAGUUACCCAGUUUCUGAGCUUAGUUACUCUGAAAGUAAAUGUGGAAUCACAUCAGAGAGCUGGCUUCCCAGUGGAUUUACACAGGGGUAAAACAAGAGCAGAAUCUAGCCCACUGUAUUUCCCAGGAAUCAUCAAAUCUCUUCCUAUGGAAUAUGUCCAUUUCUCUUAACCAGCAUGGCCUAGUAGAAAACAUUUCCUUUUUCUUUACAUCAUUUGUUUGGGAGGAGGCAAAAAUAUUUUUUUUUAAUUUGUAAUUGAGAAUUCUAUCACAAAAUAUCUGUGUUUUGUUCAUCAUUUAACUCCCUUUUAUAAGUAAGAAAUUUUUGAAAAAAGACUUUUUUAAAAUUGUGCAAUAAUUUUAAAAAAAACCCACCAUGUGACUAAGUAGACCAAAAACAUUUCUCAUUUGAACCUAUCUUAUUCUGAAAAUGGUACCGAAGCCAAAAUCCCCCCUGAGCAAAGGCACAUCAGGUUUCGUGGCCAGCGAUACACCAGGGAGCGAUAUGGCCUGUACCACAUCUGACCAAGCUGGAGGUGGCAUUCGAGCAGGAGAGCAAGUGGGGCUCAAACCAACAACCUAUAUGAUGGCUAGUGAGAGCCUGAAUAACCCAGCCACUGCAGAUCCUCGAAAGGGCUACAUGAAAAUGUGAAUUAAAAAUUUCACCAAAAACGUCAAUAAAAUGAGAAAUAUAUAACAGGGUUAGAUUCCGCCCCCUCCUUUUUUGGGGGGGGGCAGCUUUAAAUGAAAAUUAAAAAUCUGGACUGGGAUCACCAAAGCUACCUCAGGGAUUUGGCCCCACCACGUGUCAGCAAUAAUGGUGGCAACAGAAGAUGGCUGCUGGGGCACUGUUAUGGAACAACUAGGGCUGGCUGAAAUUUUUCUUUUGCGGUAGAAAAUGGGGUUUUCAGCUACAUGAUUUUUUUUAAUGAAAAUUUUCCUGUAGAAAAUUUCAGUUUUCCAUUGAAAAAACCAUAUGCACAAAAACUGAAAUAUUUCAAUUUGGAAACAAUGCUGCAGUUCCUCAUGAGAGUCAAGUGUCAGGGGGGUAGCCGUGUUAGUCUGGAUCUGUAAAAGCAGCAAAGAGUCCGGUGGCACCUUAUAGACUAACAGACGUAUUGGAGCAUAAGCUUUCAUGGGUGAAUAUCACUUUGUCAGAUGCAUGAUACAUGCAUCCGAUGAAGUGGGUAUUCACCCACAAAAGCUUAUGCUCCAAUACGUCUCAUAAGAGUGAUAGUUUGGUUUCCUCAUGCCCCUAUUCUCCUCGGUGAGCUGGGCUCCCCAGCCAGACUACAUCUCCCAGGAUGCACCCUGACCAUAGACUCCCGUGAGGUAGGGCCGCCCUUCUCCAAGAAGGGAGACCAUGGUGCAUCAUGGGAAAUGUAGCUCACCCAGGGUAGUUCACCUCAAGAUUCUGCACCUGGCACAUUUUGGGGCACUCUGGAAGAGCGAAGGAUAAUAGUAUUAGUGGCUUUGGCCCUUUGGGUCUGUUCCUGGACAGAACGUGGCAGUGCAAAGGCCCUGCAAAUAUGGAACAAAACAACUUCUUGGAGGGAGCAGACUCUCUGAACAAGAAGAGGCCAUGCAGAACACGCUGUUCCUGCUCCUUUAGAGGGUUGCCAGAGAGGGGUGUACAGUGUUUAUGUAGUGGCUGCUCUGUUGGCCAACAGCAGGGACUGAAUUGAGAAUCUCCAGAGCUGAAACCCUGAGUUUCUACAGCUUAAACUAAGGAGCCAGGAUUGCUAGGGGAGAGCUGGAAUAGACCCACAUUCUCUGUGGAUCAGGCAGCCGGUGGGACACACUGGCCAGUGAGUUACUCUUACAUUAAGGGAGCACAGAGAAAGGAAAGACUUGUUUCUGAGCAACAGCUGGGGAAAGUGUUUCAUGACAGAAGUUUGUGAUUUGCGCUAGCAGUGUCCAAAGCUAGCGGCCUCGUGGCAUCCCUUCUGUCUCAGGGACAGAGCUGCUCAAAUUAUUCACUGGGAAUAAGUUAUCUGAUGACUGUAGCCCUUUUCUGUUCAUGAACUAAGCCUGAUUUCUAAACCUCCUGGUGCUCCUGCGGGAAUAGGCCCCCCAGCAUCAGGAAGCGGUUAGUAGCUGCAACUGAGCCCUUGGAAUCGAACACGGCCAAGAUAACUCUAACAUGUUCUCUAUCAUCAUGUUUCAAGGGCAUACGCAGGUCAUCACCAUCUCUGGGAGAAUGCUCCCCACAAGGGUACAGCACAAUUGGGUGCUUAUGGGUGUGGCUGGGUUUCUGCAAAGCACUUGGUUCUGGUCACUGUUGGAAGCAGGGUACCAAGUGGAAGGGCCAUCCAGAUGUUCCUACGGUAUGUGACUUUGUGCUGUGUUCAUUGAACCCCAAAGCAGAGGCUCCCAGUAGCACAGGUUCACAAACACAGCAGAGGAAGAACUGCGUUGAAAUGGAGAGGUAACUACAGGACACUAGACCCAGGGGCACAGUGACAUCCCUACGCUGGUCAAUCAUAGCACUCCUGGAAGAAUCUGCUUGGUGGAGAUGGGCCUUAAUUCAGAGUUUGAUCUCUAGGUAGUGGCAGGGGAAUUACAUGGUACUAUAAACAGACAUGGCAAUUGCACCUGGAGAUGCUUGGUGCCACUGUGCAAUGAUCUGUAAAGAAGCUAGAGGUGGAAAAGACUCGUUAGGUCUUCAAGUCCAUCCCUGCUAACGCAGAAUUGUCCACUCCAAUGUAUUCUUGAGUGUAGUGUACAGACUUUAAAUGUUCCAGGCGAUGGGGUUCCCCUCCCUUCCCUUGGGAGACUAUUCUGCCGUCUAACAGAUGUUGCCAUUAGGAAAUGUGUGCUGAUUUCCCACCCUAAAUUUUCCUUCGCUUAAUUGCAUCUUGUAGUACCUGGCUAGACCCUAUGGCUGAGCUCAAAGAAUUCCUCUCCCUCUGUAGUAGGUACAUGCUUCAAAUACUGUACAUAGUUAUCAGGGUCUUUCCUUGGCCAUUCCUUAGAUAAGUCACACACACUUAGUUAUGUUCAACUUUCAUCCUUCCCUAACACCCUUAAAUCACUGUUGCUCUUCUAUGAGUUUGUUCAAGAUCUAUCUAUUCCAUGCUCUGAGCACCUCAGUUAAGGAGCUGCAUAAUGUCUGUCUCCAAACUUAAAGUCAGACAUGAGCUCAAGCCACGAAUUAUGGUUCUAGUUCCAGAUCCAGAUUUGGAAGUUCAGGGGAUGCCUGGCCCGGGGUUCUGAUUCUGACUGUUUUAAAGACAGAAGGAGGCCAUUCACAAAAUGUGGAUCUGGCUCAAGAAUUAGAUUUCAAACACCCACUAACAACGGGGAGCGUGCACCCAGGAUUUGUUUCCUUGGUUUAGCCUCAGACCCCUUCCCCACCUCCCCCAUUAGUAGGGUGCCAGUGACACACAAUGUGUUUUACCUUACUACUCAAUGAACAGAGCCCUGCGGAAUAUGUUGUGAUAGCAGCAAAUACGCACAGGGCUGAUGCAAAGUGUUAGCCAAAGAUGCUUCUUGGCUGUAUCUUGCUGCAACAUCUGUAUCUAACUUUUGAGCAUUACCCCACCUGCUUCCCUUCUAUUUUUGUUCUUUAUUUGUCACAUUGAUGUUUUCAUUUAAGUCUCAGGCUUUUCAGGUCACGGACUGUAUCUGGGUUAUUUGUCUGGAAUGCAGCUAGAGCUCUGUGGGUGCUGCAUACAUAAAUGACAAGACAACGUAAAAGGACAAAGAAAGCCACCUGACUACAGAAAUAAUAGUCCCCAUCUCCUCCUUAAGCUCGUUUGGGAAAGAAUGCCCUUAAUGUGAAGAGAACCACUGUAUUUAUGAAGAUCUGCACUCCGUAUUGUAGAGCUGGGUCCAGAUGUUGUGCCUAAUAAAAUCUUCAUUCUUGCCA
Chelonia mydas (Green sea turtle) is the source of this 8886-nucleotide messenger RNA. RefSeq names its product NFIL3 like basic leucine zipper (gene NFILZ). Gene Ontology annotation, cellular component: nucleus. Gene Ontology annotation, biological process: DNA-templated transcription; regulation of DNA-templated transcription; circadian rhythm. The record is from RefSeq and is a predicted model, not a curated record. Bases 3239 to 4144 code for a protein of 301 amino acids. NCBI's taxonomy places the organism in Eukaryota, Metazoa, Chordata, Testudines, Cheloniidae. Gene Ontology annotation, molecular function: DNA-binding transcription factor activity; DNA binding. The transcript has 3 exons.